AUGCCAUCAUAUCUCGUCCCUCGAGACGACCCACAACCACCGCCGCCAACGGUCCCGUUCAAAGACUCGCCGGGCUACAGCGCCAAUAAGACUUUGAUCAUUAAUUGCGUCUUUAUAGUCUUGACCACCUUCGUGGUCUCGGUGCGGCUUUUUGUGAGAGCCUUCAUGACAAAGGCGCUGGGGAUCGACGACCUGGUGUGCUUUCUUGCUUUUUGUUUCGUCAUUACCCUCUCUAGCAUGGAAAUACAUUCAAUUCAAUACGGCAGCGGCGCACAUAUUAUGUAUGUAACGCCGGAAGCUUUGGCGUUUUGGUUCGAGGCCUUGGUCAACCAGACUCUCGUCUACUUUCUGGCCACGGGCUUCAUGCGCCUAUCCAUAUUGACGUUUCUUCCUCGGCUGAACAAAGAUCUCCAAGAACGGAAGUUCAAGGUAGCUAUAUGGGUCACUGGCUUCAUCAUUGUUGCACAAACCAUAGGCUGCAUUGUGUACCGGCUCACCGAAUGCAACCAGAUCAGUGAUAUCUGGAAACCCCCAGAUCUAACGACGGGGAGAUGCGUCCCUGCUGAACAGGAAAACGCCAUGAUCGUCGGACACCAGUCCAUAGGCCUCAUCGUCGACGUCGCGCUGCUCGCCCUGCCCAUAUGGAUCAUUUAUGACAAGAUGCUCUUCAGCAAGAGGGCCGUACAGGUAAUCUUGAUCUUUAGCAUUGGUAUCUUUGUCGUCGUGGCGGGUAUCAUCCGUCUCUACAUGUUAAAGACGCUCCUAUUCCUGGCAGACCCAACCUACAACAUCACGACCAUCGGCGUCUGGACCGACCUCGAAGGCCACAUAGGCCUAUGGUGCGGCUGCUUCCCGGCCAUGCAGCCGCUCCUACGCCUCCUGUCAUACAAACUGAGCUUCCGCUCCAAGCUGAGGAGUUACCUCCCUCACAGAGACGGACACGACGGCAAGAACCCGGCCGGCAGCGGCGCACUCAACAACACCAUCGGCAGCGGCGGCGGCGGCUGGUCCUCGGGCGCCAGCCGUGGCAAGAAGACGGCCUACGUCGACAGCAGCCGCGGCGCCGAUGCGGAUAACUAUAGUGAGCAGGGCAUCGCCGGCGGCCCGGACCUGCAGCUGAACAAGGUGCGACAGGCCGGCGACCACGGAAUCAGAAAAACCACCGACGUCGAGGUCUCGAUCGACGAGUGCGGUUCUCCGAGUCGGUUUGCCGAGAUCCAUGGAUGGUGA
Molecule: messenger RNA, 1230 nt
Organism: Pyricularia pennisetigena
Lineage: Eukaryota; Fungi; Ascomycota; Sordariomycetes; Magnaporthales; Pyriculariaceae
Exons: 7
Coding region: 1-1230 (409 amino acids)
Source: RefSeq, a predicted model, not a curated record